Messenger RNA from Falco peregrinus (peregrine falcon), 2630 nucleotides. RefSeq names its product neuromedin S (gene NMS). Lineage: Eukaryota; Metazoa; Chordata; Aves; Falconiformes; Falconidae. Bases 23 to 322 code for a protein of 99 amino acids. The transcript is spliced from 5 exons. The record is from RefSeq and is a predicted model, not a curated record.
GCCGCGCGCCCGCCGCCCCGCCAUGCCCCCGUUGCCGCCCGCCCUGCCCUGGCUGCUGGCCGCCUGCUGCCUCUGCGCCCUGCCGCGGGGCUCAGGGUUCCCCCAGCCCUUCUCGCGCUACGGGGACGGCGCGGACCUGCCCAAAAGCCAGCAACUGGCGCUGUGCUUCAGUCAGUGGAUGGAACUGUCUAAUCAGCCCCAGAUCUCCAGCACAGUUUUGGAUCUCUGUUAUUCCAUAUUCAACAGCAUGCAUACAAAUGAGGAAUCACAGAUUGCUGCUGCCAAGUUUACAAAGAAGGUAUGUAAAUGUGGAAACAAGUGAGUAGCCCUGGACAGGGAAGUAUGGCCCUUCCCCUGCUUUUUUUGCUGCCUUUUUUUUAAGUCAGCUUGGUUUUUUUCCAGUGGUUGGAAAGCCAGUUGUGCUGACCCUGCUUCUGCAAAGCAAUCAGCUGUGUGUAAAGCUUUUUUUUAUACAUUUUCUGAAGCCUGUGAAUCUUUAAUUAUGGUAAUUUAGUAUAUUUACACUAGACAGAAUGGAUAGUUCUUGACAAUGCCCUUUGGGGUAUUUUUAAUCUGCGUUCCAGAUGAAUGGGUAUUGGGGACUAUCAGCAUCUUGUUAGCAGGGCCUUUUUCAACAGUGUGAAUUAAUUGCCAUUCUGAUGGAAUGACACCAAAACCUGUCAACAGAUCUAUGGAACUGAGUUUAAACUAUUUUGUUAUUGUUUGUGUUUUUAUUUUACAGGAUAGUCAUGGGACUCUGGGACGCCCUUUUUUCCUUUUCAGGGUAUCUGAAUCUCUUACUACUUAUAGAUUCUGAACCAGUGUUAGAUACCUAUAAAUGAGCAGCUGUUUGCCUUCACAAGUUCUUGCUGCACUUCUUUUGACUAAAGGCCAAAUAACCUUUGCUUGAAAGCUUAGGGAAGUUUGUUUAAAAAGCUCUGGUUCAACUAAGAGAUGACGAGACAAUGACAUGUAGUAAUAGAUUAAAUACUUCUGUAUUUGAAGAGGUGACUCUAAAUAUCUGGCUCUAGAUAAAAUGUUUGCAAAGACAGAAGUAGCAUAUGGGUUUUAUCUUUGAGGCUGCCAAGGUGUGCUGAUGCUAAAUGUGUUAGAUAAAGUGUGUGUGAGCUGAAUGUCUACUUGGUCUGAAAGGUCUGGCCAGUAAGUGAGGCACACUGCAUAACAGGAUGAAAAGCCAAAGAAAAACUAUGGAUGUAAUUUCUCAUGUUUUUCACCCAUUGACUUGCUGAACUAUGGCACGGUCUAAUGCAGAAUAUGCUGUUUUAGAGACACUCUGAUUAACAUCAAACUAGUUUUUAGGAACAUCUCCAACACAUUAACAAAAAAAAAAAAAAAUGUUCUAAAGUAGCAGGUAACCAGAAUCCCAGUUCAGCUGUCACUUACAUUUUAGCUCACUUCAGGUAUGUUUGGCCGGGUAUUUUCAGUGCUUGUAUUUAUAUGCUCUUUCUUAGGCAUCUACAUAUAGUACCCCAAUGAAUUGGGACCAAGACCCUUAACAAGAAUAAAGCCAGACUGUUUAGCUCUCUGGACAGAGGCUGAAUGAAUAUUUCUGUUUCAAAGGCAAAACCCACCCUGCAUGGAUCACCUGGUAUUUGACAGGCUGUCCCUUUAAAUGAAACAUUCUCAGUCUUAUGUACUCUGUCUGCAUGAUGGGAGAUUUAUUUUGGUGUGCUUAUAAAUCUGGCAUCUAAUACUUCUGCACAACCAUCUAAUUACUUUUUUUUUCAGCCUCGAAAUGGAAGAACUAUCGAAGGCAGUGGUAAGUAGGCAUUCAAAAGUGAAAAGAACUUGUUCUGGUUUUCCUCAAUAAUGAUGAUCCUCAUGACAGAAGGAGUUACUGAGAAGUAUUACAAACCUAGAUACCCACAUGGAUGUUUCAUGUAGUCACUAGGAAGUGUCUGGGCAGAAAUGCAUUUUUCAUGCUCAGAUAUUUACAGUGUAUGCUCUUGGCAAAAGGAUUGUUUUCUCUUUAAGGUUCAGUAAGGAGGAGCUUUCGUGCUCUGCAAAUGAUAGAAACAGUACAUAAAUUAUAAAGUUUAAAAACAGGCUGUAAAUUGUGCGUGGAACACAAAAGCUAGACUGCUUUGUUCCAAGAGAGCUUCAGUCACCUGAUCCUGUAUGAGACCACUAAUACAGGUCUGCAUGCAGGUGGAGGAGUCAUCCUCACAUCAGAAUUGGGACCUGUUUUGGGGUAAACAUUAACUAGAAAGAGAAGGGGUGGGGAUAUAAGGAAGGAAGACAAUGAGAUCUAAUAGUAUCACUUAGCACUUGUAUAUCCAUCUUUGAAAGUGUUUGUUAAAGGUCUUCUGAGCUUUAGUGGGAAAUGAACAAUACAGAUGUUCCCUCUCCACCAGUAUGUGUCCCUCUCCACCAGUCUCUCCUUCCAAUAUCUCCUUCCCUGCAAUAAACAGAAAAUGGUGAUCUUUUGUAGUAUAAAAUUACAUUACAUUCCAGCUGUUGACUGAAAAGGUUGGAUAUUUUGGGACAGGACAGAAGGAUAGGAAAGAAAAACUGCUCGCACAAAGAAUACCUUUAUAUAUUCAGGAAUAAACUGUUUUAUAAAAAGAAGGAACCAAAAACUUAGGAGAAUAUUGCAGAGCGGCAUUGUU